AUGUCUGAGAUAGGAAGUACUGAACAUAGUAGUCCUACCGGUAUUAUGCACCAUCAAGGAAAACUCGAUGUAUUUUUAAUUAGAGGAUACCAGCUGAUAUCGAAUGGCGAGGUAUUGAAUCUAUCCGAGUUGUUGAGCAGCUCGAUCAAUGCGAACCAGCAAUCUCCAAUAUCGAUGAAACGGUUGGACAAUAGACAUUUGGAGUAUUUCCAGAAACUCUCACAAUUGUACAACGCACUAGUGUCUGUGGUACCGUUGGAUGAGCAAUCAAGCGUGCCGAAAUCGAACAUAGAGCUCUUCCAGAGGUUUCAGCAGAUCUUGAAGGAGAUUCUUCUCAGCUAUGAGGAGAGCCCUUACAACCGGUACUUUUUAAGGUUGGACGAGCAAAGUUGGAAGAUCAGGGACGAUGUAGAGGACCCAUUGUGGCAGAUCCUUACGUUGAAUAUUGAUAAGGUCUACGAUAGGAAAACCGGAACGAUUGGUCCUUUGCGCCAACGUAAAAGCACGACAACCUCCGCAAGGGAAUCACCUGUGUUGGCCCCGCGAAGAAAAUCUGCCAUCACGUCACCGGGUUUCACACUAGCACAAGUAGACAACAAACUAGAGCAAGUGGGGCGUGGACAAGACCAAGACUACUAUACAAAUAUACAAACAAGCGCACACCAUACGCCCAAUGGUCAAUUUGAGUGGCCCAGUGCCAUGGCAAUCAGUAACAACGUAAGCAAAAUCAUAGAAAAGUCCAACUCCGAGGGCCAAACGACGAGAAAAAGGCCAAGAAUAUACGGAGAUGUAAACUCGAGAGAAGAAGAAGUCGUCGAAGAGUUGCUACAACUCAGGAACCCGCAGGGCACCAACCAUUCCCAACCUACAUCAACAGCUACCGCACCACCAACAGUAGCCCCCAUGAAUUCCCUCGAGGAUAGUCACCAAAAAAAGGGACAGCAGCAUACAACUCCCGACGUAACAAUAAGUGCCUACGAACGGCUACUCAAAGAAAAAGAUCAGCGUAUAUCGAUACUUCAAAAUGACUUGGAGCAGCAACGUAAAGAAAUUAUCUGGUUAAAGAAGCUUUUAAUGGAAGACAUGAAGUACCUGCGCUCAUCCUUAAGCGCAAACACCAACAAUCGCUGA
Molecule: messenger RNA, 1131 nt
Organism: Kluyveromyces marxianus DMKU3-1042
Lineage: Eukaryota; Fungi; Ascomycota; Saccharomycetes; Saccharomycetales; Saccharomycetaceae
Gene: GCR2
Product: Gcr2p
Exons: 1
Coding region: 1-1131 (376 amino acids)
Source: RefSeq, a predicted model, not a curated record